AUGACAUCAAAAAUAGAUGAAAUAGAUAUUGAUAAUGGAGAGGAGGUUUUCGAAGAAAUUGAAGAUUUUGAAGACGAAGAUAGUGAUGAUGGUGUAUCUAAAUCCAAAUCAGAUUCAAAUAGAAAACGAAAGGUUUCAACACCAGCCCUAAAACCACAUCCACCAAUACCAAAAUUACCAUAUAAUGACCGUGUAUUUAUUAUUCAACAACCUAAAAAUGAUACAAACAUUAUAGAUUAUGAAAUUUUAACAUUACCAAGUCCAAAACAUAAAUCAGUAAAAUGUAGAUAUAUAUUAGAUAAAGAGAAUGAUAGAAUAUUAGAGAUUAAUAAAUUUAAUAGUAAACCAUCAUCAUGGUUCAUUGAUAAUGGUGUUAGACAUGAUGGAUCAAUGUAUUUAUCAUCAGACAUUGAUCCAUUGUUCCUUUUAAUACCAUUCCUUGAAAAGUAUAAAUCACUUCAUAAAAAUGAAUACCUUGAAAUUUCAUCAAUCAUUAAUGAUUCAUAUUAUUGUAAUCUUUCAAAAAUUCCUUUUAAACAUUCACAAUUAUCUUUAAUUUGUGAUUCUAAAGAAAUUGCAGGAUCAAAAUUAUAUAGAUUAGAAGAUGAAAAAUUAUUAAUAUGGUUAAGAUGUAAAGUAAAGAAUAUUUCAAAUUAUUUAAAAGAAACCAAUACAGAUAUUUUUAAAACUUCAAAUUAUGUAAAAAAAGAUUUAUCAUGGGAGACAUUGUAUACAAUGUCAAUUGGAUUCGUUAGUGAAUAUCUAUCAGAAUCAAAUUGUAAAAUGUUAAAUCAAAGUUUUAAUCUAUUAUCAGCAACAGCACAACAAACAAUUAAAUCUGAAUCAGAGUAUUUAGUUUACACAGAGAGAAUAAUAGAUGAACCUGAACCACCAAAAUCAAAAAGAGGUGCCUCUAAAAAAGCACCUGCAAAGAAAUCUCCUGUAAAAGGUGGUGGAAUUUCAAAUUUCCUCUCUCUAAAAAAUGAUACACCAACACCAAUCACAGUGCCAUCACUUAAACCUUCAAAAAAAUCUGAGCCAAUAAUACCAACUACAACAACAAUAGCAGCAGAAACUAAAGGGAAAAUAACAGAUUUUUUUACUAAAAUAACAUAA
This is a messenger RNA of Dictyostelium discoideum AX4, 1116 nucleotides long. RefSeq lists its product as hypothetical. The record is from RefSeq and is a predicted model, not a curated record. The transcript is spliced from 3 exons. Gene Ontology annotation, cellular component: nucleus; ribonuclease H2 complex. Lineage: Eukaryota; Evosea; Eumycetozoa; Dictyosteliales; Dictyosteliaceae. Bases 1 to 1116 code for a protein of 371 amino acids.